AUGAAGCUGCUGGGGUGCGCACGUGCGGUCGCCAAACAGCAUGAAGAACUCGUCAUUACCGGUAUAGCAGGGCAUGCGAAAGGGUCGUUUCGCCAGCGGGUAUUCGGGAGAAGAAACCUUUCUUCUCUUCUCCUUUUUCGUCGAAUCGUUUUUAGCCGAAGCGGCGGCUCGAUAAGUACACCUCCUCUGCGUUCGUCUGCUGUCGCUUCUCCUUUUUGUUUGUCACCCUCUCCGUCAUUUCCCUGCCAUCGUUUUGCGUCGCCGUCGUCCUCUCUGUCUCCGCUGUCUGGGUCGGUGGCGGCCGGGUUUUCUUCUUUGUCUGAGGCUUCCGCGACUGCGUCUUCAUCUUCCUCUCUUGCUUUCUCGGCUCCGGCUUCCCCAUCGUCUGCUCCCGGUUUGUUUCGUUCGUCUCCCGCUGCGUCUGCGCUGGCGAAAGAUGUUUUUGCUCGCGUGGAUCUCUUGGAAGAUCCGGUCGACCGCCGGCUAGCCGCGGACGCAGCUGAGAAGCUCCUGACGGCUCCCCUGGAUGCUGUGGAAGCCUUCAUGAGCGAGCGGGUACACAGCUUUCUCCGAUCUAAAUCUUUCUCUGCCGUGCUCUCUUCUGCCGCCGAUGAAGACACUUUGAGUGUUGUAGGCCGCAGGGGGCACGCCGGGGACUGUCAGCAGCGUUUCCACGCGGCGUGCUGGGCUGCAGCCGCCGUUCUCUCUGCCCGCGGAGACGGAAGGCGCGCACAGCUGCGCAAUUCCCAGUCCUUCUUCUGGCUGCACUUCACGUCUCAUAUGCAAUACGGUCUCCUUCCUCUCUCUCGUAUUCUGCUCUUUGCCCAGAGCGACCCCACGCACCUACCUGCCCACGCGGCGCCUCUUCCGCCAUCGUCUGAUUCCUCUGAAAGCCUCGACUUCGCGCCAGCAAGCUUGUGUCCCACUGAUCUCAAUCCGCCUUUCUCUCCCGCGCCCGCCGCGGCGACACCCGACGCCCCAGCACCAGGGAGCAGCUCCUCUGCGCUCACUUCUCGGCCGGCGGCGGAUGCCGCGCCUCCGGCAGAGAGCCAGGAGACCCUCGCUAGCGCGCUGUCCACUGCGGGUGUGCUGUCUUCUCCAGGGGAGCAGAGUAGAGUGCAGCUCGACGCGGAGGUCACGCGAAUAUGGGAUGACGUCUGCUACCGCCUCGCCGUCCUGGGGCGUCUCUUCGGUCUGUAUCGGCGCCAGAACUUCGCGGGAGCUUAUGGGCCGUCUGCGCACGCCGCGUCCCCGGUCUCCACGCCCGCCAGAGCGUCUCGAUGUCGCGGAGAGUCGGGCGCGGAGACGCUAUCUUCUCUGUUUCCCGACGCCGCGGCCGUCCGGGAGGCCGUCAAGCGGGAGCAGUGGGCGGACGAGCGGAAGGCGGCCUUCGAGCGCCUCCUUGGCGAGGUGGACGCGCUGCAGUCUGAGCAGCUCCCUCGCUUCGCCAGCAAGGUGAACCCGGUCUUCCGCCAGGUCUGCGACACACUGCGCAUCCUCGAUUCGAUGCAAAAUAGUGGAGGGGCGCCGCGGCCGCGAGAGGCUCUGUCUUCAGACACCCGAGCCCGCGCGCCGGCGCUGGGCGACGCACAGACCUCCGGCGAGUCUUCUCAAGAGUUCGACGCGGCCGCGCGUCACGAGUUGCGCCUGCAGGCGAUCGGGCACCGGGCUGUCGAGGCGCUGGAAGUGGUGAGGCUGCUCUCCUUUUUGGUUCGGUGCCUGCGGUCGUUGAACCGGCAGGACGCGCACGCCGCGACGAAGCCGCCCGGGCGCCGCAGACCAGACACGUUGUCUCUGCAGGCGCACGUGGAGGAAGGUGAGGCCGCGCUCUUCCGCGCGCCGCGGUUGAUUCGUCUGCUGCGGAGGCACAUUGCGCCGAUAGCGAGGCUCGCCCUCGUGGGCUGCCUCCCGCCGGGCUCCCCUCAGGCCGCCGCUUGCCUGAAGCUGCUUGACAGCAGAACUCAGGACGAGAGGCAUCCCGCGAGGUCUCUGCGUAGGCAGACGCUCGGGCGGGCGACGCCCACCGAGACUGGAGCCGCGGCUCUCGGCGUAGGGGGGAACUCGAGGGUGUCUAAUGGCGCCCAGGGCGACGCCUUCGCCGGGCUGAUGGGCGCUCGCGGCGAAGCGGAGGCGGGGGCCGCUGCGGGGCGUGAGUACCGGCGAGGGCGGUGCUCCAGUCCCGUCGCGAGUCUCUCGUCGCCACCCUCCGUUGCCUCAGCCUUUCUGCCGCCCCAGGAGGAGCCCGCGGCGUCGGGGCUGCUUUCCUCUCCGCUUUCCGCCGAGCGCCUGCGGGGGGACGGGAGCGAGCCGACGGCAGCGCAGGGAUCGCGGUCAGCCUCGGCACCGAGCCAGGCGAACGUGCCUCUGGCUGUGCGGAAGGCCCGCGGACGCGCGCGGUUCGCAUGCAUCACGCUUCAGGACGCGACGAAUAACUUGGGCAGUGCCUUGAACAUCUGCCGGCAAGACACGCCGCCGUGUCUUGUCCACUGCAGGAAGCUGCUGUGGUGCCUCGAGCGCCUCUCUGAGCUCGACGCCAGGGGCCCGGGUGUGGGGAGCGGUCUCCACGGCGGCCCCCUAGCGGAGCAGGCCAUCCCGACACCUGUGCGCCUCGUGUUGUUCGACUUGCUCGACUGCAAGAUGGAUAAGCUGCAUGUCGUGGAGAAGAGCUCCCGGAGGCAUUCCGCUCUGAGUUGCACGCAAGGCGAGGAGGAGGCGGCUGAGCAAAGCGCGCCGGUCGUGCUUCCGCUGGGCACCGGCAACGCGGUCUCGGGGAUCAUCGAGGACGGCGACUCGUGCCCACUGGAGAGCCGCGUCAAGGCGCUCGGCAGACGGAGGCGACAACGAAAGGCGUGCGCGGCCGCAGCCGCUCGCACACAGACCGACAGCCAAGACGCGGCGGGAGACGCGCCAGGAGGCGCGGCGCAGGCCCUGAGGCUUAGCGAGAAGGAAGCAUUCACUGCGCUAACGGAGGGCAUAGCUCUCUCAACGGGUGAAGCAUCUGUCUCGCUGGAAGCCACACCUGUCUCAUCGUCUGUCUCGGCGGCGCGCGUAUCUGUCGCGAUGGAGGGCGAGCCGCUGCCGCCUUCCUCCGUGGGAAUCGUGUCGUCUCCAUUGACAGAAGUUUCUGAGGGCGCUCAGAGUGUCCAGGAGGACCUGGAGCACAACGAUGACAGCAACAUCGACUUGGAAGACAUUGAGGAAGAAGAAGAUUCGUUUCUCCUGCUUCACAGCAUGCUCGAUCGCCAGUACCCGUACGCCUUUCCCCGCCUGCUGUCUCGUUCCCACGAUGUGGGCGACGACCUGUGGUCCUGCACCGCCGCCGCGCUUGAAGAGAAAGAGAAACAGUUUCAGUUCCUCAGCGAAGAGGUCCUUUUUCCGCCUCUCGCUGCGAGUGCGGCCGGCGGAUACAGCGGCGCUCAGGCUGCUCCCUCUGCCGCGACCGCGGCCGCGUGGAGUCAGCAACGACCAGAGGCGGGGGCCGGAGGCUGGGCGCCCGCGCCUCCUCCGGCGUUCCUCGUGGAGAAGCGAGCGCGCCUCCGCGAAGUGGCGCGCGAGCAGCGGCGGACUGCGGAGGCGCUGGAAGGCCCAAAAGCGAGCGACGCCACCGUGCGUCUGGACGCAGCGCCUGGCAGGCAGUGCGGCGGCUACGAGUGGUGGGUCGUCGAGGGGAGCGUCCGAGCGCCCCCGCGGGGGCUCUCGGCGGCCUCCGAGAAGCACGCGGCCGCGGUUUUGAACGCAACACGACUGGACGGCGACGUGCAGGGACUUCCCCUGGGCUCUGUCAGCAGUGGCGCGGCUGCGCAGCCGCCGGUGUCCAGGACGGCGAUCGGGGGGGCUCAGCUCAGCCUGUCGCGGAGCGUGGUCGCGGAGACAGCGGACAGCGACGCCUUGAAGGACCCCUAUGUCGACGGUUUCGGUGCUGCCCGGCUGGGCGAGUUGGAGCAAGCGGCGAAGGAGACCCUUGGGGCUUUGCUGGUUGCGUGCUGCUUUCCGCAGGAGAAGAAAGUGUCUUCGAGGGCCUGCCAGGCUGCGCUGCUUGCGAAGCUCGGCGACGAAGCGGGCGCAGGCCGCCCCCCGGAGGUGCUGCCGGGACAGAGAGUAGCGGGUGGCGAGGAGCUGUCGCGGAUCUGGCCACAGGUCCGUCGGCUCGCUGCGCUGUUGAGGGCCUGGGAAGACAGGGGCCCCCUGUUUCUGAUGGCAGUGACUGUGAGUACGCCCUGUUGGAUUCCAAGUGACCUCCGAACCAUGCACGCGACGCAACUGAACGAGCACCGGAUGUGGGGUGACGUAGUCUGCGAGAUGGGAGGGGCUGGAUUUCCGGGCCCCCAGGACAACGUUCUGGUGAGGCUGCAGCGACCGGCCGCGUGGAGUCGCGGCCCCCGCGACCCGACGGGUCUCGGGUCGCUUGGGGGCGAGCUAGGCAACGCGUGGCAGCCGCAUUUUAGCGAGCCUGAGUUGACGGUCAUGAGGCGCCAGGGUGAAGAGAGAGUCCCGCUCGCUGUGUACGCGGUCCAGCGACGCGCGUGCGGGUCCGGGCGCGGCGACGGACAAGGCUCUCACCACGUGAUUGGCGAGAUCCUCGUUCUGCUGCGCAAGUUGCGGAGAGCCGCUGCAGAUCUGACAUGUGCGCUGGAGCGCCAGUCGGUUCGCGCGGGGCAUCUCCUGCCGCAGGUUGUCGUCAGCCGGGAGGCGGAGAGUCUCCUCGCGUCGAUCCUGAAGGGCCUCAGCGCGUCCGCUGGCGACGAUGCGCCGAGUCCGCCGCUCGACUACCGCAGCUCGUCUGCAGACUGCGCCGGGGCCGAAGGAGAUGCGACACGCAGUUUCCUCUCGCAAGAGCCGGCCUUGGUGCCAGCGCAUGAGGCGCGCGAGAGCUUGGAAGCCGUCGAAGCCGACGCCAUCUGGAAAGACUACCACGCCUCCAAAGCCCUGCUGCUCCAUGCGACAACUGGGGCCGUAUACGGGUCGCUGUCUCGUGGCUGGCAGUGGCUCAUCGUCCAGCGUCUCGGAAAGAGGCCCGUCCUACCGCGCAAGGGGCAAGUAGCUGCCCGGGGCGCCCGAAGCCGGACUAAAGAUGAGGAAGCAGGUCUCCUCAGUGUGCGUCACAUUAGGAGUUCGUCGCCUGCUGUGAUUUCCCCCCCUGUCUCUCCCCUUGCCCUUCUCGUGCCCCCGCGUCCGCGGCGCCUCGACAGCAAAGGGCCGCUGUCUGCAGCGCUUCUACCGACGGCCGCUGGCGCGUGUGUGCUCCUGGAGCCCCAUUCUGAGGUUUUCCGCGAGUUGGGCCGCCGGCACAAGCCUUCACACGGCAGAAUGGAAGGCUGGCUCGCCGAGAGGAGGAGAGAACGGGACAAAGAUGGAGGCCUGUUGCUAGGGCGCAUUGAUAAACUCCAUAAUCUGCUCACUCUCACACUACGGGCACCGCGGGGGGCUGCUGAUGCGAAAGAGCGAGACAUUCGUUAG
Messenger RNA from Besnoitia besnoiti, 5457 nucleotides. RefSeq lists its product as uncharacterized. Bases 1 to 5457 code for a protein of 1818 amino acids. NCBI's taxonomy places the organism in Eukaryota, Apicomplexa, Conoidasida, Eucoccidiorida, Sarcocystidae. The transcript is spliced from 3 exons. The record is from RefSeq and is a predicted model, not a curated record.